Molecule: messenger RNA, 3642 nt
Organism: Uloborus diversus
Lineage: Eukaryota; Metazoa; Arthropoda; Arachnida; Araneae; Uloboridae
Gene: Dpck
Product: dephospho-CoA kinase domain-containing protein-like
Exons: 4
Coding region: 15-716 (233 amino acids)
Biological process (GO): coenzyme A biosynthetic process
Molecular function (GO): dephospho-CoA kinase activity; ATP binding
Source: RefSeq, a predicted model, not a curated record
AAAUCUUUCUGGACAUGUUUUUAGUUGGCUUAACUGGUGGAAUUUCCACGGGUAAAAGCUCUGUGGCAUUAAUGCUUAGAAGUAUGGGUGUAGAAGUUAUUGAUGCUGACAUUGUUGCCCGUGAAGUGGUUGAACCUCAAAAACGAGCUUGGCGAAGGAUAAGAAAGGAGUUUGGAGAUGCUGUAUUUCAUACUGAUGGUUCUUUAAAUCGUAAGGCCAUGGCUGCAGUCAUAUUUGCUGAACCUGAUAAGAGGAAACUUCUGAAUUCAAUUACACAUCCUGAAAUAUAUAAAUCUAUAUUUUGGAAGUGUUUGAAACUAUUUUUUUCUGGUCAUCAAUUUGCUGUGAUUGAUUUACCUCUUUUAUUCGAAAGCGGACAAAUGGUUAAGUAUUUGCAUAAAACAAUUGUUGUUGCAUGUGAACCACAUCAACAGAUAGAAAGAUUGAUGAAUCGAGACAAACUUUCUGAAUCUGAAGCUCUGGCUAGAAUAAAUGCUCAAAUGCCACUUCAAGAUAAAAUAAAGUUGGCAGAUUUUGUUAUAUACAACAAUGAUAGCGAAGAUUUGACAAAAAAUCAAAUCCAAUCUGUAGUGAGUCAAUUACGAAAUUUUAAGACACAUUGGAGAAACAGAAUAAUUUUCGGCAGCUGUGUUAUUAUUUUUGUUACUAUUAUUAGUGGUGGGACAUAUUCACUUUGGUCACUCUUUAAGCAUUGACAUUGGUUUAUCCUUCUAUCUAUUUACAUACAUGGGAAUUGGAAAAUGUGUGGCCAAAUUUAAUAAAGGGCUUGAGGAGACAAAUAUCAAAACAUUCACAGGAUUAUGUGUGUCUGGAUGCAGCUUGGGUGGAUUCAGGGAGGGUCAAAGGGUCAGCUGACCUCCCUGUGACAAGAAUUUUAAUUUAUUAUGAUUAUUAUUAAACUUUAACUUUUUAGAUCCAAAAAAAUAGUACAUGGAAUCAAUGUUAACCUUUUUUGCUUGGUUCUGUAAGGUAUUCCUUCUCAAUGCAUCAUAAUUCAAUUGAUUUACAGAGUUUGUUUACUGGUCUAUUGCUAUUUUCAGAUUUUUGUCAUUUCUAAUGAACUUAACGUUUUUUCAAAGCACUCUUCCGUUUUGAAUCACACACGUCGUUUAAGUGUUAUGCAGGGGUCCCCAGCUGGGGGGGUCAUGCUGCAGACUGCAGCAUUGAAAUUUUUAGAGAAGGGUGUUUUGAGGGGUAUUUUUCUUGCUUUUUUUUGGGGAGGGUCUUUGCAAUAUUUAGGGGGGGGGUGCACUUGCUCCUAGGGAUGAGCACCCCUGGUGUUGUGUGUGCUUUUCUCGACUAUUUUACUGCUGUAAUCAAAUACAUUCAAAGUAUAGGGAAUGUGAAUUGCCUGUCUGCCCAAAGAAAAAUUUUGAUGUACAUUUGAGGGAGGUUUCCCCAUUGAAAAAUUUAGCGAGGAUUUGAAAGGAUUUUGAUUUUUUUUUGGGGGGGGGGAGUAUUCCAUAGUAUAUGAGAGGGUGCCAUCCUCUUUGCCGGAUUGACUCCCAUCUUAACUGAUCUUUUUUUCUUUAAAAGUACAACAGGCUGGCAAUUGAAACUUGACCCCUUUUACAAAAAAUUUUCGGAUUUGUCCUUGGGUAGAGGGCACUAUGUAAAGCAAUCGAAAAAGGAGGCAGGAGAGAGAAGAAAACCAUUAUGCGUUAUGAUUUUAUGCAGCUGUGUAAUACUGCUGGAGAUCUGCAGCACAUGGCUGGUGUUUGUUACAAGGUAUGUUGUUCCAUGCUGCAGUGAUGUGAAUCAUGUAUUAAAUUGUGUAAAAUUAGAACAACGAACAACUUUCCUCAUUAUCCCCUUAUUCCAACUGAUCUACAUAUUGUUGCCUCAAAGUAAUAGUAAGAUAUCUAAUCCCAGAAAUAACACUGAGAUAUCUUACUAUUGCUCUGAGGCGACGAUAUCGCCCUCUAUCGCCUUUGUGUGUUGUAUUUGAACAUGCUCAUAUGGCCCACUACAUUAAAUACUUUUAUAUUUGUCCCUAAUCCCCUUCAAAAUUGGCCACACGUUUUCUGAUCACCCAGUAUACAUAUAUGUUUCUGUAUUUGUCAUAAAAAAGAAAGUAUAAGUGAAGGUUUUAAUUUCCUAUGCUUGAUAUAUUUUGUAUAAUAAUUCAUAUUUAAGAAAUUUUUAUAAAUAAUUUUGCGCUCAUUAUAUUCAGCUGUGCACUCAUACCGUCAACUCUCUCAAAUUGCCAAUACGAGAGCCACACAAAAUUUAAGAUGGAAACAAUAUCAUGAAUAUAAUUUGAAUCAUGAAGAUUUCUUUGCUAGAACUUGCUGCAACCAUAUGAUGAAUUGCAUUAUUUUAGGCUUACUUUAUGGUAUAUUUUUUGUUAAUCUAUUAUUUUCAAGACAGUUUUCACAAUUUGCAUUUUAUCUGAGUAUGUGUGCAUUAAUAGGUUACAGACUACUUAGUUAUAUAUCUGUAGAUAAUGAAAACCAAAUGAGAAUGCUCACAUAGCCACUCACAGGUGAGAUGGUAUAAAAGAAAAUUUAAAAUCAUGUUGGGAAAGAGGACUGGGAACUGUAAUGAUUGUUAAAAAAUUGGAAGGUUGAGGAUAAAAAAAAGGUUGUUAUUGUAUCCAGCUUGAGAAACUUUUUAAGUUAAUUUCAGAUAAAGUUAUACUACAGUUGGACCUCCAUAUAUCGAAGUAGCAAAUUCCUGAAAAAAAAUUCGAUAUAUAGGAAUUUCGAUGUAUAGAAACGAUCUUUUUUUAUCGUACAAAUCUCCUAAAAUACUAAAAUUAAAGCUAAUUUUCGUGUAUGAAACCCAAUUUCUAAUUUACACGAGCAUCAGAUUAAAUGAAAGUUGAUAAUUAAAAAAUUAACAAAUAACAUUUUUGCGCCAUCAUACAUCUUCAUCCUUUGGCAAUUAACUUGAUCCGCAACAUUAGGGGAGUUUCGUUUUGACAAUGUAAUCGAGAGAAAAGUAAAAAAUCAAUCUACUUAACUUGAAUGAUUUUUACUGAAGCUAAAAAACUAGGAAUGACAAUCAACCGACAAAAGGGAUAACUUGAAACUGAUUUUAGUGUUACUGGUUGUAACUUAGAUUUGAAAUGAACUUGAGGGAAUUUAAGAACUCCAUAACGGAACAACAACCUAUCUAGGGGUGUGACCCUCAAUCCCAGAUUACUUCUUUUCGUAGCAACCUUUAGUAAACAUAAUAUUCUCCCCUAACCUUCAUUUUUCAUGAGGCAGACAGUGUAAAGCGGAAAAAAAUCUACGAAUGUCUCGAAAAAAAUUUCGAAAUAUAGAAACAAUUUUUCUAUGUAAUGAACAUGGAAAUUUGCUGGGAUUUCGAUAUAUAGAAAAUUUUGAUAUGUGGAAGUUCGAUAUAUGGAGGUUCGACUGUAUUGUAAUGAAACUACAAUUUUUGAAGAUUCUUUUUUACAGAGUGAUAAAAAGUCCUUUUUAAAAACUGAUCAUUUGAUGUUUUCAAUUCAUUUUAAAAUUCUAGAUAAUGUUACAAAUGUAAUAAAGGUUAAAGCCCAUUUUGCUUGUAUACAUUACUUUCCUUCUCAUGAAAAACAUUAUUUAUUGUUGAUUGAUUCUGUGUAUUAUUGCAACUAUUUUGUAAAAAAAGUUGUUAAUUACUCUUGUACUUCUU